AUGCUUCACUGUUUGGAGGGUGUUCUGGAAUUCUGCAUUCUCAAACAAAGGGGAGAACAAUCCAAGAAGGAUGACUCGAAGACAUCAGCCAAGCAUAAAGUCAAAAGCGAGUUUGAGCCUACAUGCAAAGAAAAGAUUUUCUUUGAACAAACCAUUAUUGAUCAUAGUGAUGAUGAAGAACCUGAUGAGAAAGAGCUCAAAAGAAGAAAAGUGCAUGAGAAUGAAGUCGUGGACUUACCAAGUCAACAUUGGGUAGAACCAGUUGUGUCAUUUGAGCUUCAUAAUACACAAGAUUUACAACUGGAUCUUCCAAUAACUCCAAAAUCUUUCAAGUUUUGGUCUUUUGUAAAAGUAGCGAAUGUCCCAUCCACUAAUAAUGGUGUCGACCAUUUCAUCCUAUUGUUGUCUCUCAAGCAUAUGAAGCUACAGUAUAAAAUAUGGAAUGCUUGCAAGGUUACUUCAAUAAAGAUCACAGGUCCAAUCGAAACCGACAACUUCCCGAAUGUGUAG
Messenger RNA from Lactuca saligna, 510 nucleotides. The record is from the annotation of a GenBank genome assembly. Lineage: Eukaryota; Viridiplantae; Streptophyta; Magnoliopsida; Asterales; Asteraceae.